Molecule: messenger RNA, 860 nt
Organism: Lycium barbarum (goji berry)
Lineage: Eukaryota; Viridiplantae; Streptophyta; Magnoliopsida; Solanales; Solanaceae
Exons: 1
Coding region: 79-759 (226 amino acids)
Biological process (GO): transcription by RNA polymerase III
Cellular component (GO): RNA polymerase III complex
Source: RefSeq, a predicted model, not a curated record
UUGUUGGCUAGCUGUCUCUUGGACUCUUUCUUAUAUCAAAGUUCGGAAGAAAUUUUGAGAGACAAAAGGCUCACAGAGAUGAGCCGAUCAAGCGAAGCAGCCUCCAUGAAGCCUAGGUGUACUCAUGUCCUUGGAGAUGUUGAAAUCAAAGUGCUCAGUGUUGUCAAAGGUAAAAAGAAUAUUGGAAUCUGCGCGGCAGAUGUGAAAAAAGAGAUAAACCUCCCACCACCUAUUGUGAAAAAAGCCCUGGAAUUACUGGAAAUAAAGAAGAAGAUAAAACUUGUUGUGAAUAACCAAAAUAAGAGAAAGAAGCAUUACAUGGCUGUUGAGUUUAAACCUUCGGAAGAAGCAUGGUGGGCUAAUAAAGAAUACGUCGCUGCUCUCGUACAAAUAUGCUUGAAGGUUUUAGAUAAGCUGAAAGUUGCUACUAUGAAGGGAAUCUCCACAUUUAUAAAGGAACACAAACUUAUAGAGAAACACGAACUUGCUGAUUGCACAGAUGAACGAGUUGCGCAAACAUUGGAGUAUAUGGUCUUGAACCAUGUUAUUAAAGAGGUGGAGAGCACUGGAUUGGCAGAAUAUCAUUCUAUUCCGGUUGGAUCUGUUUGUUAUCUAAUUGCAAGAGGUCCCAAAACAAUAGGGAAUAUGGCUUCAAUUCCAUGUAGUGCUUGCCCUAGGAUUAGUAAAUGUACACCAAAUGGAAUCAUAUCCCCCAAAACCUGUGUCUUCUACACUAGAUGGCUGAAACUUGAAUUUUGAUUGACUUCUGAUUAGUAAAAUUAAAAGUACGCUGCAUUCUGCACAUGUAGAUUGUUGUUUGAGUUUCUUGUUUGUCCUUUGGUUUAUAUGAUGCAAUACGA